Helianthus annuus (common sunflower) is the source of this 708-nucleotide messenger RNA. RefSeq names its product FBD-associated F-box protein At4g13985-like. The coding region runs from base 1 to 708 and encodes 235 amino acids. The transcript has 4 exons. The record is from RefSeq and is a predicted model, not a curated record. NCBI's taxonomy places the organism in Eukaryota, Viridiplantae, Streptophyta, Magnoliopsida, Asterales, Asteraceae.
AUGGUAUAUGUUCAGAUCGACGGAGUUGAGGUUUGCGGCGGCGGCGGUGUUUUGGUUGGUGGAGCUGUUGGGUGUCAAAGUCCUCAUGUCAAUAAUGGCUGCCCAGUGCUUGAAAGUUUAUCUUUGGAAGUAUCAUGCAAUGAUGAAGAAAAUUUCAUAUUGAACAUCCCUACUGUGAAACGGCUGAAACUAAUAUGUAGAUCAGACUACAACACUGUGAACGACAAAAUUAUUAUACGCGUCCCUAAACUUGAAUACUUGUUUGUUGAUGGACCAUUGUGCUCGCUUUUUGAAAUGGAAGAUAUACCGUCUUUGGUUGAGGCAUCGAUUCCAUGUUUGCAUUGUACAUUUGAUUUCAUGUGGGCUAGUAUACUAAACAAACUCAGAGGAGUUCAAAAUCUUUCAAUAGAAAAGUUCGGAUUCACUUCACCUCUGCCCGUCUUUCCAAAUAUGAAGCAAUUGGAGUUGAAGGGUACAUGGCAAUCUGGACAAAUCACUCAAUUUCUUGAAAGUUGUCCCGAGUUGAAGAUUUUCAUUAUUGAUUAUAAACAAAUGCCUGGAAAAUCAAUGUUGAUUCCUACUUGUAUGCUAACGAACCUUACAACCAUCAAGUUUUUAAGUUGCGAGGGGGAUACAUGUGAUAUAAAGUUUCUGGAAUACAUGUUGGGUAACACACAGGUUUUAAACGCGGUGACAGUGUUCUCCUGA